This is a messenger RNA of Micropterus dolomieu (smallmouth bass), 2848 nucleotides long. It is a transcript of the gene abi3a, whose product is annotated as ABI family, member 3a. The transcript is spliced from 10 exons. The coding region runs from base 42 to 1667 and encodes 541 amino acids. NCBI's taxonomy places the organism in Eukaryota, Metazoa, Chordata, Actinopteri, Centrarchiformes, Centrarchidae. Gene Ontology annotation, molecular function: SH3 domain binding. The record is from RefSeq and is a predicted model, not a curated record. Gene Ontology annotation, cellular component: lamellipodium.
CAGACCUCCAUCAGAGUCCUUGAGGAUCACUUCUCGCCGCCAUGAAGGAACAGAACGGUGAAGAGGAGGUCUUGAAGAUAAUGAAGGAAGCGCCAAACGCCAGAAAGGCUCUGCUGGAGAACUACGACAACCUGCUGAAGGUGGCCGAUUACUGCUACAACAACUACAUAGAGGCAGGUGAUGGCAGCAUCAAGGCGUUGGAGGAAACAAAGAAGUUCACCACCCAAUCACUGGCCAGCGUCACCUACCAGAUCAGCACCCUGGCCAGUAGCGUGCUGAGUCUGCUCGACGCUCAGACCAAUCAGCUUCGUCGCAUGGAGUCUUCCAUCAACCUCAUUGGUCAGACGGUGGAGAUGCACAAAGAGAAAGUUUCCCGGAGAGAAAUCGGCGCCUUCACGACGGUGCGACGAGUCCCACGCAACCACAAGAUCCUCCCUCCUGCUCAAACCCCCGCCGGGACGCAGACCCGCCCACCGUACAGCCGCCGGCCAAUCAACUACCAGCAGCUGGACGACCUGGGCCACGGCAUGAAGAGGAAACUGACUUUAUCUCUGUUUUUAUCCAUCCAUCUGCCUCUCAGCUCCAGUUUUGGGAAACCCGUAGCUCCGCCCACCAUCCCCACCAUCUGCCAGGAUCCACCUGUGUGUGACAUCAUCGCCGAGCUGCUGGUAGAUGCCCCGCCUCCUUUUCCCACAGCGAAUGAAUUUUCAGCUCAGGACGAGGCGGUCACCAACACCUCGCCGCUGCCCCCUCCGCCUCCUCCUCCACCUGGAUCAUCAGGGGGACACAUGGCGGCGCUGCCUCCGCCUCCUCCUCCUCCACCUGGAUCGUCAGCAGACAUGAUGGCGCUGCCUCCUCCUCCGCCUCCUCCGCCUCUGUCGUCAGUUGAUAUGAUGGCGCUGCCUCCUCCACCUCCACCCCCUCCUUCUGGAGUUCUGACCAAUCACAUCGCUCCACCGCCGGCUCCGCCCCUCAGCCUGGAGACAGUGGUGGAGGAGACCCUCCUCCCCCCUCCCUCCCCGCCUCCUCCCUCUGAUGACGACGGCUUCCCUCCGCUGCCCAAUGAUGGCUCAGAACUGCUAGCCCCGCCCCCUCCACCUCCUCCCAGCCAGGAAGUAGACGUGACUCUCCCGCCCAGGAGGAGUCGCCACCGUCGCUCGCCCCCCACCACUCGCUCUCUCUCCAUGAGGGUCCGCUCUGGCCCCGCCUCCCGCUGCCGCUAUACGCGCUCGCUCUUCCUGCCUGCUGUCCAAUCAUUGAUGAUCCCCCCUCCUCCCCCCUACCCUCCCCCCCGCGCUCCUCCUCACCCCCCCUCCUCCUCCUCCUCCUCCUCCUCCUCUCGGCUCUGCUUACCUGCUCGCCUCGAACACCUGGAUCUGGAGAUCUCAGCCAUGCCUCCUCCUCUCCUAUUGGACGGCGAGGGAGGUUUUGAUGACAUCAUGCCGCCCCUCCCGCCACCAGUGGACUACGACACCGACGCCCCCCCACACUACCUGGAGAAAGUGGUGGCGCUCUACAGCUACGAGGCGCUGAAGCCUGACGACCUCUCGUUUGCCGAGGGCGACGUCAUCUACCUGACGCAUCGCCAUGACGACGGCUGGUGUGAGGGGCUUCUCAACGGCAACAGGGGCUUCUUCCCCGAAAACUACGUCCAAUCAAGCGGCUAGGAACGAAGCCCCGCCCUCUGCUGCCCCCCACAGGUUAAACACGGGAACUGCAGGAACAAAACAGAGAAGAAGUAUUUUAUAUUCAGAGAUCCAACAACUUAGAGUAAAUAUACACAGAGAGAAAGUACUUUCUAUUCAGAGAUCCAACAACUUAGAGUAAAUAUACACAGAGAGAAAGUACUUUAUAUUCAGAGAUCCACCAACUUAGAGUAAAUAUACACAGAGAGAAAGUACUUUCUAUUCAGAGAUCCAACAACUUAGAGUAAAUAUACACAGAGAGAAAGUACUUUAUAUUCAGAGAUCCACCAACUUAGAGUAAAUAUACACAGAGAGAAAGUACUUUCUAUUCAGAGAUCCACCAACUUAGAGUAAAUAUACACAGAGAGAAAGUACUUUAUAUUCAGAGAUCCAACAACUUAGAGUAAAUAUACACAGAGAAGAAGUACUUUCUAUUCAGAGGAAGUUCAACUCGACGUCACUCUGACCUCCGUCAGAGCUGAAACAACAUCAUUCUGAUAAAUCCAAGAAUCAUUUAAAUUAAGUUUAGUUUGUUUCUGAAUGUUUUCUUAUUAUCUGAUAAAACCAUCUGAUUACUUGAAGCAUCAGCAGAAGUUAACCGCUCAGAUAUCUGUGUUAAAAUAAGUGGACGGUUUGACAGAAGAGACACUGACAGAAAGAAAAGUUCUGUAAAGAAGAAGCUGCAGACAUUAAAAUACAGAGCGUCCCGUGCUGAUUAGAGAUGACGUCACUCAAGGUUUCCAGCCGGACGCCAAACAAACAGAACCCGACCUGAAGAGUGAAACAUAUCUGUGAAGAGCUUCUUCUGCCUGUGAGCUCUGAGAAGAAAACUGAUAUUUCAGCAUAGUAACUAAGAGAAAUGUGUUUAUUAACCCUUUAUUCUUUUUCUCUUUUUAAGUUCAACAAACUCUUUUUAUAUAUUAAAUAUUACAUGUAGAGUUUUUAUUUAAAGUCUUUUCUUUGAUUGCUGGAACAAACUUGAUAAAACGUCUGUGUACUUUUACUUCAGUAAGACCUGUAAUGAGGUAUUUGUAAGUAUUUGUGUGCCUGUCAGGCUGCACUGAGGGCUGCAGGCCACAGACCCUCAGUGAACAGUUAUUAAUGUGACAUCGUGCUCGCUUCUUCAGACGAUCAAUCAAUAAAUCAGUAAAUCUUUAUCAGCA